ACGUCACAUCCCCUUGACCCUCCAAUCACCUCGGGGUCUCAUUUGAUUGGAAGGCGGCAAAGGCUUUAAUCUCGGACUAAUUCAGCUGCUUUUGAAGUGAAAAUUUCUACCAGUUCUUACUUCGGGAGUACAGAUCGAGGACCUGCACGCAGAACGCACACGAGACGCAGCGCUCAUGGUGCAAAACGCAGCCGCGGAUCUGCGAUAACCUCGCACGGUCUCCUUUCCAGCUGCCGCGCCUUCGUGCUCCCUCACCAGCAGGAUUAUUGAACCGUUUUACGCCUUUUUCCCUCCCCCUCCCCUUUCUUACACACACAGAAAGAGACAGAGGCUCGGUGCUUUUAUUUUGGUUUCCUUAAUGAAUCUGAAGAAAGCAUCGCCGUUUCCUUUCCUGACAAUUGGGACAUGAUCACAUCGUCCUCGGUGUCUGCCCUGAAAAAUCGUGAUAUUUCUGUAGCCUGGGAAAGCGGCAGUUCUCGGAAUAGCAGCUCGGCGAAGCCUUUUCUCCACUCCGCACCUCCGUCUGAUCCACUACGGCAAGCGAACCGACUUCCCAUCAAGGUUUUGAAAAUGCUUACCGCACGGUCGGGACACAUUUUACACCCGGAGUAUCUGCAGCCGCUGCCUUCUACGCCGGUUAGUCCCAUCGAGCUCGAUGCCAAGAAAAGUCCUCUGGCUCUGCUGGCGCAGACCUGCUCUCAGAUCGGCAAACCGGACCCGCCGCCCUCCUCCAAAUUGUCCUCCGUAACAUCGAAUGGAUCUACUGAAAAGGAUUCUAAAUCGGGCCCUUUGAAACUUAGUGACAUCGGCGUGGAUGACAAAUCUAGCUUCAAACCGUAUUCGAAACCUGCAGAUAAGAAGGACUCGUCUUCGGGCGUCUCGGGCGGAGAAAAGUCUGGUUUCCGAGUGCCGAGCGCCACCUGCCAGCCGUUUACGCCGCGGACAGGCAGCCCCAACUCCAGUACUUCUGCCUCCCCCAUGCCAUCAGAGGGGAAAUGUGGGGACCGUGAUGAAAAGAAAGAGUCUGAUUGUAACAAAAAUGGCACUACGGACGGCUCUGGCACCACGAGCCAUAGCAGGAUAAGCGUGAGCUGUGGCGGAAUUAACGUAGAGGUCAACCAGCACCAGGAGACCACGUCUGGCACUAAAACCACCUCCUCCUCGGAAUCCUCUGUGACUUCUGUGUCCUCCGCGUCCGUGCUUGGGUCAGGACUCGUGGCGCCGGUUUCUCCUUACAAACCAGGGCAGACGGUUUUCCCUCUGCCUCCAGCGGGUAUGACCUACCCGGGCAGUCUGGCUGGGGCCUACGCGGGUUAUCCUCAACACUUCCUGCCCCACGGAGGGAGCCUGGUUAACGCGCAGCUGGCCAGCUCGCUGGGCUGCAGUAAGGCCGGAUCAAGCCCCUUGGCCGGGGCUUCUCCGCCGUCCAUCAUGUCAGCCAGCCUGUGCAGAGACCCUUACUGCCUCAGCUAUCACUGUGCCAGCCACUUAGCGGGCGCAGCCAGCGCGUCUUGCACGCACGACUCUGCGGCCGCGGCGGCCGCAAACGCGCUGAAAUCCAGCUACCCACUAAUGUACCCGACUCACCCCAUCCACGGCGUUCACUCCUCGGCGCCUUCUUUCAGCGGACACCCCCUCUACCCUUACGGCUUCAUGCUGCCCAAUGACCCUCUCCCUCACGUUUGUAACUGGGUGUCGGCAAACGGACCGUGUGACAAGCGUUUCUCCACGUCUGAGGAACUCCUGAACCACCUGAGGACACACACGGCUUUUACCGGGGCGGAGAAGUUGAUAUCUGGUUAUCCCGGGUCUUCAUCACUGGCCAGUGCCGCAGCAGCGGCCAUGGCCUGCCAUAUCCACAUGCCACCGUCAGGAGCCCCCGGGAGUCCCGGGACUUUGGCCCUAAGGAGCCCGCACCACGCGUUAGGACUGAGCAGCCGCUAUCACCCGUAUUCCAAAAGCCCCCUGCCCACCCCAGGUGCUCCCGUACCCGUCCCGGCAGCCACCGGCCCUUACUACUCUCCUUACGCACUGUACGGCCAGAGACUCACCACAGCAUCCGCGCUUGGAUACCAGUGAGGGAGGGAGGGGGAAAAAGAAGUUUAUAAAAAUGCAAAUAUAAAGACUUUAAUACGAACAGCGUGAAAACUUAAGGAUCCGUGGACUUCAACUGUAUUUAUUUAAAUGUAGGCUUAAAAGCAGGCGAGAAAAGCUGCAAACCGGAAAAUAUUUGAGCAACUCAAAAAGUGCAUUAUGUUGAACUCUUAUAGGUAAAGUGAACACACACUUGUUAGAAUACUAAUUAAAAGGAGGGGUCCUCAUUUUGAUGUUCAUUUCAAAUUGCUAUGAUUGUAUUUGUUCUUAUUUAAUGUCUCAUCGAGUUGAAAACAAUUUACAUGCAUGUUUGUUUCUUAAAUUUCAAAACUGUCCACAUUUUAAAUUGCUGUUAUUUUUCAGGCAUACGCCUUGGAAAGAGAAUUGGUAUUUUUUUGUAUGUAUUCUGGGGGAAGAAAUAAGAAACAAUUCUGUUCCAUAUCUCCGUGUGCCUCCUUUUCUCAAGCAUAUACAUAUUAGUUAUUUUAACAUAACCUUUUAAUUUAUUUUUCACAGGCUUUUUAUUUUUUUAUUUUUCAAAGCCUUCUGAAUUAAUGUUGGUCGAAAAUCUAUUUCAUCAUUUUGAGAUGGCAGACUGAGGUUUUUAAUUACACAGCAUGU
Thalassophryne amazonica is the source of this 2715-nucleotide messenger RNA. It is a transcript of the gene znf503, whose product is annotated as zinc finger protein 503. Gene Ontology annotation, cellular component: nucleus. The transcript is spliced from 2 exons. The record is from RefSeq and is a predicted model, not a curated record. The coding region runs from base 406 to 2079 and encodes 557 amino acids. Lineage: Eukaryota; Metazoa; Chordata; Actinopteri; Batrachoidiformes; Batrachoididae. Gene Ontology annotation, biological process: negative regulation of DNA-templated transcription.